CAACAACAAGAAGCUUCAGCGAGUCUCCAGAUCAUUGGCAAAGAACACGGAAAAUGUACCAGGAUGUACGCUUCCAGUGUGAAAUACGCAAGUCCCAGAAAUUCCGCAUGGAUUACAUGUGGGCCCAGAUGUUCAAGACGUACUACCGCUUGAACGAUCUAGCUACCAACUGGGAUCAAGCCAGACAAAUAUGCGAGGCCGAAGGGACAUAUUUGUUCAUACCGGACUCAUUAGAUGAAAUGGAAAGUUUUAAAUUGCUGAUGAGCAACAUGAAAGCCCAGUAUACUGGGAUAUUUAUGGGAUUACACGAUAAGUUCUCAGACGGAAACUUUGUCACAUUAAAAGGAGAAUCAAUAGCUGGCACAACCAUAGAGCUUUUGUGGGCACAGGGUUCUCCUGACAAUGUUAAUGGCACUGAACACUGUGUUGUGAUGACCAGAGAAGGAUUGCUGGAUGAUCGGCCCUGCGAUGACAUAUACCCGUUCGUUUGCAAAAUACUUGGAAGUGAAAUUGAAUUUAACGAAAAGUGCAAUAACUUCGAUUUGGCAUAUACACCUAGAAACAACGGAAAAUGCUACAAGUUUCACGCAGAGCCCCUAUCUUGGUAUGACGCAUACUUAAUCUGCAAGUCCGAAGAAGGAAACUUGGCAAUCGUGAAUUCGGCAGACGAAGCCGUAUUCAUAACUGAAAUGCUAAGUGAAAACCUUCAUAGAAAAGUACCAGACCCCAAUAUCCUAUUUAUUGGAUUUAGCGACCUGAUGUUUCCUUUCCAGUACCGAACGAUAUUAGGUCAAUCACUCGAAGAUGCAGGCUAUUCCACUUGGGGUCAUAUUGAGGAACAGACAUCAAAGUUAGACUCAAAUCAUUGUGGAGCCAUAACUAGUGAAGGUUUCUUACAAAUCACCCGGUGCAACAGACCGGCGAUGUUUCUUUGCGAAAAAAUAAUAAAUAACACAGCUGAAUAAAUUCGUAUAUUUUUUAGGCUUUAUUGUUCGAGUAAUUGAUAGCUCAUUCAAUAAACGAUCAAUCUAACCCACUGGUUGUGGGUUCUUGACAUUGAAUCGAAACAUAAAUUGCAAUAAAAUGGUACAAAUUAUCGAAUUAAUUAAGAUACCUAAAUUAUCGAUAUUAUUUCGUUAUUAAAAA
Molecule: messenger RNA, 1146 nt
Organism: Bombyx mori (domestic silkworm)
Lineage: Eukaryota; Metazoa; Arthropoda; Insecta; Lepidoptera; Bombycidae
Product: C-type mannose receptor 2
Exons: 5
Coding region: 54-965 (303 amino acids)
Source: RefSeq, marked validated